Molecule: messenger RNA, 1028 nt
Organism: Papilio machaon (common yellow swallowtail)
Lineage: Eukaryota; Metazoa; Arthropoda; Insecta; Lepidoptera; Papilionidae
Exons: 5
Coding region: 46-984 (312 amino acids)
Molecular function (GO): carbohydrate binding; galactoside binding
Source: RefSeq, a predicted model, not a curated record
AACUGCUGCGAAAUAUUAUUGUAACGGUGCAAAUCUUAGAGUAAGAUGCCUGUCUUUACGGCUAAUAUUCCCGCUUUGCUUAAAGUUGGCGACAAAAUUGAAAUUGGUGGAAAAAUUAAGGACAACGCCCGAAAGAUGUCGGUUAAUCUAUGCGCUCAAGAAGGCGAAGAACCAAGGGACGUGGUGCUGCAUUUCGAUGUGAGAUUCCAUCGCGACAAUAUUAUUUCGCUGUCAAGGAAAAAUGGUAUCUGGAUAGGCAGCGGCAACUACGAUACUAACUAUAACAUGUUUGUACCUGGUACGAUAUUUAGGAUAGUUUUCGAAGUGAAGGACACAGAUGUGAUCACAAUCUAUUGUCAGGGCAAAUUCCAUUCCAACUUUCUGCCAAAGAUACCGCUCAGUAUGGCACGGUACAUCGUCGCCUGGGCCGAUGUCGAAAAAGUAUCGCACUGCUACUUCCAUUUCGGGUAUAAAGGCGUUGGUGACGAAGCUGGGCCAGGGUUGCCGCCAAUGCAAUCACCCCGAGCUCCUCCAAAUAUGGUAGCCGGUGAUAGUAAGAGAUGUCAAAGACCUCAUAAAAAGUUAACCGGAUCGCCAGCCCUUCACUCCUCCAACGAAAGUUCAGAUGAAGAACACGGUAAAGGAAGGGCGAAAGCAGAAGGAAGAGCGGAUCGCUUUUUUUACGAAACAUUAAUGUGUCAAGCGCCAGACUAUUCUAAAUUCGUGCAUGACCCGAAAUGUAGACGCGAAAAAGUACAACCCCGCGUGAGAGCAGAAUACAGCAAAAAAUACAGGGAGAUUUCUGAUAGCGAAAAGAACGACACGGAGGAUUUUUCCGAGGAGCUCGUUUCCAAAACCAUGGAUUCGUCCAUGAUCGAUUCGGAAGAAGUACCGGAAAUGAUGCUGAAAAAAAGAUGUCGCAGAGGAAAGUUCGCGCCACUAGCCCAAGUCGUAAAUUUUAUGGGAAAAACAAAGAGGAACUAAUUCUACGUCAUCGCGGCCAAUUUUUCUACCAUUGGUAGUUUUUU